Molecule: messenger RNA, 843 nt
Organism: Ipomoea triloba (trilobed morning glory)
Lineage: Eukaryota; Viridiplantae; Streptophyta; Magnoliopsida; Solanales; Convolvulaceae
Exons: 4
Coding region: 1-843 (280 amino acids)
Source: RefSeq, a predicted model, not a curated record
AUGGCGGACAGCAGCAUGGUAGUUCUCAGCCUCGGUCCGGUGAGGGCGGUGUUCAGCGUGGUGGCAGACAGCGUGGUUCGCGUGGAAAUCAUGGUGGCUGCAAUGGCAGGUGGCAUUCGCGAUGCUAGUUGUGUGGUAGCCACAAAUCAUGCUACUACGGAUAUUGCUGCUUUGUCCACAUCUGAGGAGUGCACUGGUGGUGAUACAUUGCGAGUUGGUGAUGUUUAUGUUGAUGAUAUACUUGUGAUGGGGAAUGAUCCUAAGCUUGUGAAUGAUUUGUUAUCAAAGUUGUCUACUGCAUUCAAGAUUAGGGAUCUUGGUGAACCAGGUUUCUUCCUGGGUAUUGAGAUGGUGAAGAGUGGUAAUGCUAUUAUUCUUUCUCAACAACGAUAUGUGACUGAUAUAUUAAAACGUGCUGGUAUGGCUGAGUGUAAACCUUUGGCUACUCCUAUCUCUACUACGAAAGUAUUUUCCUCUAUCUUCAAUGCAGAUCCAAAUGAUGAUCCAACGCAAUUCAGAAGUUUGGCUGGGACACUACAAUAUCACACGAUAACUCGUCGUGAUCUGUAUUUUGCAGUCAAUCAACUCUGUCAGCGGAGCUUCAUGCCUUUUUCUGAUUUUGAUUGGGUUGGUUGUCCUGAUGACCGUAAGUCUACUAGUAGCAAUGUUGUGUUCUUGGGUACCAAUCUUGUAUCAUGGGUAUGUAAGAAGCAAAGAACAGUUGCUAGAUCUUCUAAAGAUGCAGAAUACAAAGCUCUAGCAGAUGUUUGUGCUGAAGUUACUUGGAUUAUGUCCCUCCUGCGAGAAAUCAAGAUCCCUGACAUCCAUGUUCCAAGGCUAUGA